UUUCCAGGAUUCCAAAUGAAAGCUCCGGAUGUCGCAAAGCGAGGACUCGGGCGGAAGCGAGUCCCACAAUCCCACCUCCAACAAUGACCACAUCAUAUGAGCUUCAGAGAGAAAUUCAGGUCUGAUGAUGCUGUUCGGAAGGUUCGCACACCAGUUGCACAACUUUAAGAAACCCCCAAGAUCAUGUGACUGCAGACAGUUCUGGGGAUGGUUGAAUGCCGUGUUCAACAAGGUAGAUCACGAGCGCAUAAAGGCCGUCGGCCCGGACCGGGCAGCUUCGGAGUGGCUGCUGCGAUGUGGAGCCUUGGUGCGGUAUCAUGGCCAGGAAAGAUGGCAGCAGGACUACAACACCCUCCCGACUGGACCUCUAAACAAAUAUAAGAUCCAAGCAAUUGAUGCCACCGAGUCCUGCAUCAUGCACAUAGGAUUCGACUACAUGGAGGGCCUAGUACAUGUUGAACAAAUAAAGCUGUGCAAGUGUCAUUACAUUGAGGACGAGUGUUUGAAGCGGCUCAGUGAGUUUGAGAACUUACAGAAAAGCUUGCUGCGGCUGGAAGUCGUGUCCUGUGGGAAUGUCACAGAUAAAGGCGUCAUGGCCUUGCACCACUUGAGAAACCUUGAGUACUUAUUGUUACGUGAUCUUCCUGGAGUAAAAGAGAAAGAGAGUAUUAUUCAUUCCUUUCAGAAAGCGAUGCCUUCCCUGGAACUCAAAUUGGACUUAAAAUAAAUUAAACGCCAAUAAGAGCCUUA
Molecule: messenger RNA, 750 nt
Organism: Tachyglossus aculeatus (Australian echidna)
Lineage: Eukaryota; Metazoa; Chordata; Mammalia; Monotremata; Tachyglossidae
Gene: DMAC2L
Product: distal membrane arm assembly complex 2 like
Exons: 5
Coding region: 125-727 (200 amino acids)
Source: RefSeq, a predicted model, not a curated record